GUAGUGGAUGUACUUAUGUCUAAUUUGUAAAUAAGGUUAGAUAUAUGGAUGUAUUAGUUAGUGAUUCUGUAGGAAAGCAUGGAGCAAAUUGAUGGCAGUGAUAGUCUCUUAACACCAUUCUUCUGUUCUGUAAUGGAUUCAAAUUCAAGUUUUGUUCCUUUAAUACUCUAGUACUGUGCUCUGAACUGUAGAGUGGUAUUAUAUUGCUGAUUGUUUAUAGAAGUUAUCCAAGGCUUCAAAAUACGGACCUGCUAGGUAAUUUUUUGUAUUAUUGAGGAACACAGACGAAGAUCUCAGGAGAAGAUGCGCAGCAGUAGAGACCAUUUUUAUUUGCAGAAGCUUCUUUUGCUAUUGGAAAACUCGAUGAUAAACUCAGGAUAACUAGAGAAUUCAAGUAUCUAUUCCCGUACCAGUCUCCAGUUUCUUUGCAUCUAUGUUGGCAUAGGAAACAUAAACCCUGAGCAUUUCUGGACACCACAUGUGACAAUUGUCUAUGCAAACAUGUUUUGACUAGAUUUUACAGACCAUAGUGGUGCCAUCUGAGAAAGCAGUCAUUGCAUAAGUGAUGGUAAUGGUCGCUACUAAAUUUAAUGAUUGGAUAUCAUUUGGCAUGGGGUUGGGCAGGCAUGCAAGUUAACCAAUUUAUGAAGUCACUUACGCAAGCUGGCAUAUAGCUGUUCAUCAUGUUCUUCGGAGUAAUGAUUGAGGAAUGUCACACGUGCAGUGCCCACAUAUCGAGGUACAUCCUCGAUAUAGGGUUUGAUGGUAGCUUGGGGUCUAGUUUAAUUUUAACCCCAUUUAUAGUGUGUGCUGAGGGCCCUUGAAAUUCAAGAGCUUUCUAAAGUGAAGAAAUCAGAAAAUAACUAGAACUUUAAAAAAAUUUUCUAGUUUUGGUUGCUAAUGUCAGGUUUGAUGUACAGAGUAGAAAACGAUAAAAGUGAUAAAAUCAUUUUUUUCUUCUGUGCUUCCACCGUCCGUUUACACCCUCUUACGCUUUGGUUACUCCGCACUCUUUAUUUUUUUGUUGGGUGAAUCCUCUUUCUCAAUUGCAGGGUAUCAGAAUCGAAGUCAAGCAAACCUUAAGGCAGCAAUCCAUUUGUUUUGACGUUGGCAUCGAAGAAAAUAAGGUGCUAGAGCUAAGUUUAGAACUGCUGAACAAACACUUACGAAUUUCCUGUUCAGUUCAGUUCAGUCCCUUCGGGGAGCAAUAAUGUAACGUAGACGAAUUAUUUAGG
Molecule: messenger RNA, 1235 nt
Organism: Rubroshorea leprosula
Lineage: Eukaryota; Viridiplantae; Streptophyta; Magnoliopsida; Malvales; Dipterocarpaceae
Source: the annotation of a GenBank genome assembly